AUUUCACUGUUCUCUCUCUCUCUCUCUCUCUGACUCUCUCUCUCUCUCUCUCCCCUCCCUCUUGUGCACACAUUCACACACAUACACACACAAACACACGCACACACACACAGAAACUAAUGUGAGUUCCCCUAUCUGUCAGAGCCAGUUCCUCCAUUUAAGAUGCUGACUUGUUUAUGUUGCAGGGACAAGUGGAGGACUUUCGCUCGCUCUUGCUCUUUGAAGCUUGUGUUUCAGGUUUAAGUUGUCGGCUUUGUCGCCCGGCGGAGGGAGCGUGGAGUCUGCUCUGCUGCUGAUUUGUGGUUGACAGAUAUCUGCAGAUUGCUCAGGGAGUGUGGCUGACUGACUCACUGAGGGGUUUGAUAAGCAGGGAGUUUAGUUCAGUGGAUGACAGGUCGGUGGGCAGGCCUCACCCCCAGCAGCUCUCUGUCCUGUGCCCGCUCCUGCUGUCCUGGGCAUAUAAACACAUAAAGGACACAGACCAGGAGGAGGAGGAGGAGGAGGAGUAGGGUCAACCAUGGAGCUGUAGGGACACGCUCAGAUGCCCGUGCGGAUCACCAGUGCAGGAGGAGCGCCGCUGAGGAGAAGAGCUCUGCAAUGAACAAGACCAAGAGGAAAUCUAGCGACAGCCCUGCUGUGCUGAAGAGCAGGAAACUGGUCCAGCGGAGGAGGAACACAUGUCCCAGUCCUCAGGACAUCACCCGGGCCCUGCAGAGCCCCAGCUCCCCCUCCAGCUCCAGCGCUGCCAGCCUGGAUGAGCUCAUCCAGCGCUGCCUGAACUGCUUCGAUUCCGAGGGGAAGCUGUCCAGCCCCAGAGGCUCACAGCUGGUCCAUGUGACGCUGAUGAUGCACAGUUGGGUCGUUCCAUCUCAGACCUUCGCCCAGAAACUUCUCGCCCUAUAUCCUCCGCUGUCGCUCGGUGCAGCGCGCCGGGCCAACCGGUGCACUGCUCCCAAUCACAUGUCAUUAAUCAGAUCAGAAAACAGACAUGGCUUUGUUUUGCACUCCUGGACGCCAGAGCAGAUUGAAGUGUAUAUCCCUGCUGCUGUGUGUUUGGUGUGGUGCUGCUCAGUAUCUGCAUGUGUGUUAACAUCCUUGACUCCUCGGCUCACUUAUAAGGACGGUACGCUGGACAAGAGAGGCCAGAGACGGGCCCAGAUCUGCCACCUUGUCAGGCAGUGGAUCAGCCAGUUCCCGGCCGUGUUCGAGGCUGACCCCCUGCUUGAGCAGACCAUGGGGGACCUGUGGGACCUGGUCCGGUCCGACGGAGAGGAGACCCAGUCGCAGCUCAUCGACUCCUCCUGCUUAGACCCUCAUGCAAAUGUCUCCCAGGCCCCCUCACCCUCGGUGAAGAAGAGGAAGGUCUCUCUGAUCUUCGACCACAUGGAGCCGGAGGAGAUGGCCCAGCACAUCAGCUACCUGGAGUUCAAGAACUUCUGUAACGUUUCGUUCAUGGACUACCGCAGCUACGUGGUGCGAGGCUCGGUGAGGGACAACCCGGCCCUGGAGCGGUCGGUCAUGAUGUGCAACGGCGUCUCCCAGUGGGUGCAGCUGAUGAUCCUCAGCAGACACACGGCCCAGCAGAGGGCGCAGGUCUUCACCAAGUUCAUCCACGUGGCUCAGAAACUCCGGUCUCUGCAAAACUUUAACACUCUAAUGGCUGUGACCGGAGGCCUGUGUCACAGCUCCAUCUCCCGCCUCAAGGACACGUCCAACCUGCUGCCCCCUGACGUCACCAAGGCCCUGAGUGAGAUGACGGAGCUGCUCUCCUCGCGCAGCAACUACAGCAACUACCGGCGCCUCUACAACGAGUGCAGCGGCUUCAAGGUGCCCAUCCUGGGCGUCCACCUGAAGGACCUGAUCUCGCUGAACGAGGCCCUGCCCGACUACAUCGACGGGGACAAGAUCAACCUGAGCAAGCUGCAGCACCUGUACAGCAACAUCAACGAGCUGCUGGCCGUCCACAGCUGCACCCCCCCCUUCGAGGCCAACAAAGACCUCCUGCACCUGCUCACGCUUUCUCUAGAUUUAUACUACACCGAAGAUGAGAUCUAUGAACUCUCGUACACCAAGGAGCCCAGGAACCCCAAGAUCCAGCCGGUAGCUCCGGUGAAACCUCCGGUGGUGGCCGAGUGGGGCUCGGGAGUCAACCCCCGGCUCGACCCCGACACCAUAUCGAAACACGUCAAGCAGAUGGUGGAUUCCAUCAUGAAAAACUACCACCAGAACCAAGACGGCUACAUCUCACAGGAGGACUUUGAGAAGAUUGCCGCCAACUUCCCCUUUUCCUUCUGCACCCACGAAACCGAAAGGGAGGGACAAAUCAGCCGUGAGGAGAUCACCUCUUACUUCAUGAGGGGAAUGUCCAUAUGUGCCAAGCUGGGCUACAACUUCCGAGACGUGCACAACUUCCACGAAACCACGUACAAGCGGCCGACGUUCUGCGACACGUGUGGAGGCUUUCUGUGGGGCGUCAUCAAACAGGGCUACCACUGUAAAGACUGUGGGAUAAACUGCCACCGACACUGCAGAAACCUGGUGGGGAUGGAGUGCUUGAAGAAACACAAAAACACCACCGGCUCCUGUCCCUGCACCCCCGCCCCCGACUCCAGAACCAAAGGCAAUAGCUGGAGUUCAGAGGAGGAGACCUUUGUUUUCCCUCAAGGCAUCGAGACGGACCAGGACAAGGGCUCCUCGGACUGGAAACACAUCAGCAGUGAUUCUUCUCUGUCGGACCGCUCCACUCAGACGGACCCCGGCGUGUGGACGCCUCAGAAAAAGGACAAGAGGGGAAACAACCACAACAGGAUGGUGAACGGAUCUCCAGACAGACGGGCCCACACGCUGCCUCCGAGGAGCCGAGUUGGCUCCAUGCCCGUUUCCUUCCUGCAGGAGAAGAUGGAGGAGCUGCAUCUCUACAAAGACAAGAGCAGAGAGCCGGACUGAGCGCUCGUGUCUUCUUUAAGUUUCCCCACACGGACACAAACGCCAGGACGCCACCAUGUUGUGACAGAGCUGCAUCGGACUGGGGUUGAACUCAUGAGAUUUCACUGGCCAGCAGUUAUAAAUGGACUCCUUCAUGUUUGUCACGUGUUUUUAAUUUUAUUUCUGUCAAGUCUUGUUGGUGUGUCGAGUUGUUCAGGCUUCAAACAUCCGAUUCUACUGUAAUUUAUGAACAUCUCACUUUGUUUCUCAAAACUCGUGCCUUGGUUCUCUGGUGCUAAGAUUCUACACAACCUCAGAAAGUCACUCACAGAAUCACAACCUACAGACACGCAACUGUUUCCUGAUCAAAUAUAUGAAAUUUACAUUCAGGGUAGGAACUUAACACUAACUUCAACAUAUUGGUUAAAAUAAAUUUUAACUCUGGCAGCUACA
Pleuronectes platessa (European plaice) is the source of this 3378-nucleotide messenger RNA. It is a transcript of the gene rasgrp4, whose product is annotated as RAS guanyl releasing protein 4. Gene Ontology annotation, molecular function: guanyl-nucleotide exchange factor activity; calcium ion binding. Gene Ontology annotation, cellular component: plasma membrane. Bases 598 to 2946 code for a protein of 782 amino acids. The transcript is spliced from 16 exons. Lineage: Eukaryota; Metazoa; Chordata; Actinopteri; Pleuronectiformes; Pleuronectidae. The record is from RefSeq and is a predicted model, not a curated record. Gene Ontology annotation, biological process: positive regulation of GTPase activity; Ras protein signal transduction.